GAAUUGCAUGACUAUCAUGGACUAUAGCACGAAAACAAGUAUCCCACUCCUUUGACUCAUAGAUCGACUUCUUUGGUCUCAUUGCGUCUACUUUUGGCUUUUAAUAUUGCGGUAGGUUACAUCUAAUGACCUACAACUCUCAAGGAAAACCAAGUUGAUCUACUUCCAUCGCAAACAUUCAGGCAUGGACCAUCCCAUGGUCGUCGUUUUGAGAGACCUUAUUGCUGGACCGUCCAAUUUGCACGCCCAUGAUCGGGCCCGUCAACAACCAGACUGCGGUGUUUCGUGUGAUAUAUGGCCGAACAAGCGAUUUCUGUGGGACGCUUCGGGACCAUUUAUAGGACCUGAGACUACAAUAAAUACCGAGAACUCCCCGGCUGUAACCCAGGCGGCACGGACCGCCAUGGCGUCUGCAGAAACGAGCGAGACCACCUUUCAGAGGGAAGUCAACUCUGAGCCUGAUUAUGUGGAAUCAUUGGCGACGAUCACAUCGACCCUGCAAUCAGAAGCAACAUCUCUACAACAUGUACCACCGAUGGACAGCAAGCCUACAGGUCUCCAAAUUUCACCGGUUGUCACUGUACCUCCGUGGAGUUCGGUAUCCUCUUUAACAACUACCACAAGAUUAGCUACACAGCCUGAAACAACAUCCACAGCAGCUCCAACCAUCACCCAAUCCGCACUUGGACAAGAAAAAAACAGUGGUGGCGAUGGCAUCAGCACCAAAACAACAAUCGCCAUUGCCGUACCCGUUUCCGUCGUCGGGCUUGCUCUCUUCGCAGGGCUUCUGUUCUUCCUCCUAAAGCGUCGUCGCCGAGAGAGAAAAAUCGCCUCCACGAGUAAUCCAUCCUUAGUAUGUGCAAUCCCCAAACAAGAACCUUCUUGGGGGGAUUUUGGAUCAACCCCGAGAGAGAGAACCUCGUUCGGAACCAUGGCACAACGACCCAUACCACAUAGCCAUACACUCACACCGGAUACCCAGUCCUUAAACCGAGACGUACGCCCACCACCAUCCGCAGACAGCCGCAACGGCGUCCGAGGUCGCUUCACCGAACAGGUUCACUCAAUAUACGCACCCGAUGGAAGUCCAAUGGCGUUAACCGCAGAAAACAUGAGCCACCACGAACAACACACACCUCGAUCUUCGGCAUGGCCCCUAUCACCAUUUGGAGAUCCGAUCAAUAUUAACAACAAUAAUGAUGCGGCCUCGGUCGUUUCGAGGCUCAGUGAUAGACCGGGUGCGACGCAGAACCGGGACAUGGAUGAUGUUUCGUCUAUCUCGUCGAUAGAUGACAAUGAACGGAGGCGAAAUACCCGGCCGUAGGGCUUCGGGGAUGCGGAGAUGUGUGUUUGUGAUGUUGAUCGUUUGGCGU
Messenger RNA from Aspergillus caelatus, 1373 nucleotides. RefSeq lists its product as uncharacterized. The record is from RefSeq and is a predicted model, not a curated record. The transcript has 2 exons. NCBI's taxonomy places the organism in Eukaryota, Fungi, Ascomycota, Eurotiomycetes, Eurotiales, Aspergillaceae. The coding region runs from base 185 to 1324 and encodes 379 amino acids.